Betta splendens (Siamese fighting fish) is the source of this 2220-nucleotide messenger RNA. RefSeq names its product solute carrier family 25 member 51b (gene slc25a51b). Bases 518 to 1453 code for a protein of 311 amino acids. The record is from RefSeq and is a predicted model, not a curated record. Lineage: Eukaryota; Metazoa; Chordata; Actinopteri; Anabantiformes; Osphronemidae. The transcript has 3 exons.
UUUAUACAACAACAAGAUUCGUCCGUUAAAAACCUAAACGUCUCAUGUGCAUAUAAAAAUACUAAUUACCAAUCUAAACGAAUUCAACUCGUACAAUGCAAUAGGUUAAUUUUAAACGAUUAAAAGAAUUAAACAGAAAAAUUAGCUGAAGGCAAAUCCUUACACUAUGAGACUUAUGGUAGCGCGCAGGCGCCAAAAAUGCAUCGCUGUUGUCACCUGCUAUAGACACGACCUACAGUUGUGGUCCUGCAAAACUGUAUCCACCCUGACAGGGAGCAGGAUAGCAGCAAUUGUACACUGCAGGUACCUAUAGGCUGCGUCUCUGCACACUCUCACUUCAUUGUGUUUGUGUGUACACACCCCGCUGCACAGAUUCUUAUCUUGCUGUAAAAUAUGGGGCAACAAGAUUCCACACGUUGGAAGCCAUGCGGCUGUCUGCUGUGUCAUCCUGACACAACUAUAAAAGUCGGUGCUGAUCUGAUGCUGGAGGAGUGGGCUGUGGUGGACCAAGCCUCUAAUGGCUGUUAGCACCAUGGACUCUGAGUCAGCCCGGACGCCUCAGCCCCAGGCUGCUCUGACUAAAGGCAGCCGCUCCCUUCGGCCUGUUGGAGCUUCGACUGCCUGGCUAAGCCCCCAAGGGAAGCACUAUGUCUGUGGCUCAGUUGCAGCUUUUACUAACAUCGUGGUGACUUUUCCCAUCCAGAAGGUGCUGUUUCGACAGCAGUUACACGGUGUGUUGGCCACUGAGGCUGUGCGGCAGCUCCAGAGUGAUGGGCUUAGGAAUCUUUACCGGGGUCUGCUGCCUCCACUACUCCAGAAGACCACUACAGUGGCUAUUAUGUUUGGUCUAUAUGAGGACUUCUCUAGAGUCUUACUUGACCAGGUUGGUAACAAUGGUGUGCCUGAGCUGGUGACUCGCAGUUUUGCUGCAGCAAUGGCAGGAACUGCAGAGGCCUUCCUCACACCCUUUGAACGCGUACAAACUCUACUACAAGACCAUCGCCACCAUGGGCGCUUCAACAACACAGCCCACACCUUCCGAACUCUUGUGACUGAAUAUGGUGUCAAGGAGUGCUACCGUGGACUUAUGCCCAUACUUCUCCGUAAUGGCCCUAGCAAUGUGCUCUUCUUUGGGCUCAGAGGGCCUAUUAAGGAGCAGCUACCAGAAGCCUCUAGCCGAGGAGGUCAUUUGGUUAAUGAUUUUGUCUGUGGAGGGUUGUUGGGUGCAGGUCUUGGCAUUAUGUUCUACCCAUUAAAUGUGGUAAAAUCCCGGGCCCAGUCUCAGGUUGGGGGAGCCUUUCGGCCUUGCAGUGAAGUGCUGCUCACAGUGUGGAGGGAGAGGGGUGGACGCUUGACCAUGCUCUUCAGAGGAGCCCACCUGAACUACCAUCGCUCACUGCUGUCCUGGGGAAUCAUUAAUGCCACCUAUGAGCUGCUCCUGAAGCUCAUUUGAGAGAAUGGAGUGAAUAGAAAUACAAAACAUGAAUCUACAAAGUAUUUAAAUGGUAAUGCUUGUAUGGAGUAAUAGAGCCAGUUUGUUCAGAGAGAAAGGUCUUCUGCAAGAAAGAAAUUGGAAAGUUGCACUUCUGAUGGGGGGCCAAAAGUCUGUGUGAGAUACCCACCUGCCAUUGUGAUUAUUUACUGAUUAUUAAAAACAGUACACAUGCCUGAGCCUAUACAACACUUGUGCCGGGGUCCAAUUCAGCUGCCCUUGUUUGCUUUAACUACAACAUAUUGUGGAGCAAAAUAAUAUUUUUUUCCCACAAUAUCAGGUUACUUAACUAAAUAAACUGUCUUGUAAGACAAUUGUUUCAUUCUAUGUGCUAUGGCGUCCUAUAGACAACCUGUUUGACCAAGAUCACUUUAAACUUGAAGCAAGAAUCUGCCACAAUUUGAAUUCAGAAAUGCCCAUUAAUCAUCUUCAAGGUGAACGUGAUGUGGCCGUUUGAUUGUACUUAAUGCUAAGGACGGGUACAUGUACUGUGUGAUUGGACAUGUUCUUAGAAAUACUGUCUGGCAGACAAAGGCUGGUUGUUUUAAUCCAGGUACGCUUUCACAAAAAAAAUUUACACGAAAUGAUUUGUCAAACUCAUGGUUUAUUUUCUAAAAGGUUACUGAUAGGGAAGAUAUUGUCUGACGAUUGAGAUCUGCCAAUUUGUUUGUUUUUUGCACCUCCAGAAAAGCCAUGUGAUAUAAGACCAAUGAAAAUACUAAUUUGAA